AUGCCAAACACAACCCCUGAUAUUACUUAUUUCCUGAAUAUGGCAGGAUUUGUGAGUUUUAUGAAGCCAAUAAGCAGCAUCAAUGACAAAAACUUUAUAUUUCCUUCCUACCCACUUACAACGCUAAAUGAGAAGAAUGACAAAGACUCCUUUUGUGAUGCGAACUCAGAGUGCACGGAUGCAGUGGGUUGUAAAUGUACUACAGUCAUGGAUAUUGGUGAUAACGUGACAGUCAGACUUGUCAUCAGUACAGUUGGUGAGGAAAGAAACUCCACCCACCCCAUGCACAUUCACGGCCACUCUGUGCAUGUCAUGAAAGUUGGAUACGGACAAUACAGCAGUGAGAAUGGUUCUUUGCUUGGCAGCUCUCGAGACCUGACUUGUAGAGAUGAUGGAAAUGACCGUGAUAUUCUCGACAAGAUGCGUUGCCCUAAGCCUCGUUUUAGAUCUUCCAACACCACAUUUCCUCUUGACCCAUUCACCGUACGAAAAGACACAUUCGUUUUGCCAGCCGGUGGCUAUGUGGUGGUUCAGUUCCGUUCCAAUAACCCAGGGUACUGA
Geodia barretti is the source of this 561-nucleotide messenger RNA. NCBI's taxonomy places the organism in Eukaryota, Metazoa, Porifera, Demospongiae, Tetractinellida, Geodiidae. The record is from the annotation of a GenBank genome assembly.